Panthera uncia (snow leopard) is the source of this 7581-nucleotide messenger RNA. It is a transcript of the gene NXPE3, whose product is annotated as neurexophilin and PC-esterase domain family member 3. NCBI's taxonomy places the organism in Eukaryota, Metazoa, Chordata, Mammalia, Carnivora, Felidae. Bases 285 to 1964 code for a protein of 559 amino acids. The transcript is spliced from 8 exons. The record is from RefSeq and is a predicted model, not a curated record.
GGCCGGGCUGUCUGGCGCAGCGGCUACAGAUCGGGGCGUCCCGAUGCCAGGCGGCGGGAGAGCGCAAGGAGAGCAGCUGGGCCUGGAGGAGUCCCUUGAAGAAAAAUGUGCUUCUUAAAUCAACCCCAGCCUCUCCUCUGUACAAAGAACUCUUCGUGAUACUAGCAGAAAAUAAGCAAAUUAAACUAAAAGCUUAUCUGCAGCUCAGAAGAACAAGGAAAUGGAGUUUUGAGGAGUGGAGGUAGCCUGGCGUCAGCCAUGGGUGAUCAAGACACAGCCAGACAAUGUGGAUCAAUUUCUUCAAACUACGGCUUUUCUGCUGCCUGCUUGCAGUGCUGAUGGUGGUGGUGUUGAUCAUCAAUGUUACUCAGGUGGAGUACUUGGACCAUGAGACUGUUUCAGCCACAUUCAUCGACAGCAGUGGACAGUUUGUUUCCUCCCAGAUGACAAGAAUUAGCCGGAAUCCUUACUGUGGCUAUGAGCAUCAGACUCUGUCCAGCCGGGAGCGCACGGAGGAGGACUCCCUGCUGGCUGCCUUACAGUGGCAGGUGCCUGAUGUGGGUCCAGUCCCCUUUGUGAAGAGCACUGACCCUUCUUCCAGCUACUUUGUUAUCUUGAACUCCGCAGCCUUCUUCAAGGUGGGAAGCCAGCUAGAAGUGCUGGUUCAUGUGCAGGAUUUUCAAAGAAAGCCCAAGAAGUAUGGUGGAGACUACCUGCAGGCCAGGAUCCACUCCCCUAAGCUGCAGGCAGGGGCUGUGGGCAGAGUGGUAGACUACCAGAAUGGGUUUUACAAGGUCUUCUUUACUCUGCUCUGGCCAGGCAAAGUUAAAGUGUCCAUAUCUCUGGUCCACCCCACUGAGGGGAUCAGAGUUCUUCAGCGCCUGCAGGAAGAGAAACCACACAGAGUCUAUUUCAAGAGUCUGUUCCGUUCAGGAAGAAUUUCUGAAACCACUGAGUGCAAUGUGUGUCUUCCUGGGAGUCUUCCCCUGUGUAACUUUACAGAUGUCUACACUGGAGAACCCUGGUUCUGCUUCAAACCAAAGAAGCUCCCUUGCAGUAGCAGAAUUAACCAUUUCAAAGGUGGAUACCUGAAGGGCCUCCUAACUGCUGCAGAGACCGCUUUCUUCCAGAGUGGUGUCAAUAUCAAAAUGCCAAUCAACUCCAGCGGACCUGAUUGGGUGACUGUGAUUCCCAGGAGAAUAAAAGAAACAAACAAUCUAGAACUAUCUCAUGGCUCAGGAACUUUUCCUUCUGGGUAUUAUUAUAAAGAUCAGUGGAGGCCCAGAAAGUUUAAGAUGCGCCAGUUUAAUGACCCUGACAACAUUACAGAAUGCUUACAAAGAAAAGUGGUGUAUUUGUUUGGUGACUCAACAAUCAGGCAAUGGUUUGAAUACCUUACUACGUUUGUUCCAGAUUUAGUGGAGUUUAACUUGGGUAGUCCCAAGAAUGUGGGUCCCUUCCUUGCGGUGGACCAGAAGCACAACAUCCUGCUCAAAUAUCGCUGCCAUGGUCCACCCAUCCGUUUUACAACUGUCUUUAGCAAUGAGCUUCGUUAUGUGGCAAAUGAGCUGAAUGGCAUCGUGGGAGGGAAGAACACAGUGGUUGCCAUAGCUAUAUGGUCUCAUUUCAGCACCUUCCCUUUGGAAGUGUAUAUCCGGCGGCUCAGGAAUAUCCGUCGAGCAGUGGUCCAGCUCCUGGAUCGAAGCCCUAAGACUGUGAUAGUCAUCCGGACAGCCAAUGCCCAAGAGCUGGGGCCUGAAGUGAGCCUUUUCAACAGUGACUGGUACAACUUCCAGCUGGACACCAUCCUUCGGAAGAUGUUCUCAGGGGUUGGAGUGUAUCUUGUUGAUGCCUGGGAGAUGACCCUGGCUCAUUAUUUACCCCACAAGCUACAUCCGGAUGAAGUUAUUGUGAAGAACCAACUGGACAUGUUCUUGUCCUUUGUGUGCCCCUUGGAGACCUAGCUUGCCCUGGAAGGAACUGGAGGAAUCACAUUUUCUGCAUUAGAGACAGUUUAUGGGAGGCCCCAUGGAGAUAUUGCUGCUACUGAUAUGUACAAAAUUUCAGAAAGAGCUGGACUUUAUAUAAUGAUUUGUAAGGAGCUUAGAAAAUGCAGGUUGCAUUUAUAUCUACCUACAGGAUUUAUUCCAAUCUUUACAUAGCCAUGGGAGAACCAUUAUUAACAACAUCUACGCACUGUAUUGCCCUUGUAACCAAAGAUGCUAAUGAGUGUGUUUAAGUUAGCCUCUCCGGAGAGGGGAGAUUACUAUGCUAAAAACUGAAAAAUGUUCUGACCUAAAUGGUUGGUAGUGGAGUGUUUGUAGCUUAUCUGGUAAGGGCGAUUGUGCUUAUCUGCAUGAAUAGCACCGGUGGGUCCAUCUUCAGUGUGAUGAACUGAUGAGGCUUAUGGUUAGGGGCUCCUGUGACACACUGGAGCCUGCUGUGUCUCAGGAGUUUCUCUUGAUUCACCUUUUUUGAAUUACUUGAAAAGGCCAGUAUCUUUGGUUAGAAUUUUUUAGUGAGAACAUUUACAGUGUUCUGCUUUUAUCUAGAAAAGAAGCAAAAGGGGAAUACGAAAGCGGUUAAUAUAAAAUCUGUGUGUUACACUGAUACUUGCAUUGGGCGGUUGUUACUUACUUGAUUCAGCUAAAUUUUACAUGACGAAUACUUUAAAAUAAUCACUUUUGGAACUGGAAGGGGGAAAUGUAUAAAUGGAAAUUUAUUUUUGUGUUUUGAAGUUUGAGGGUUUUAAGAAUUGACUUUUAUGUAAAGAACGCCGUUGUUUAUUAUAAACUUGUACAAGUUACUUCCAUCAAUUUCAAGUGUUUCUUUUUUGGUUGUUAGUUUGGAUCACAUACCAACAUUAGAAAUGAAAAUCUAAUUAGAAGUUAGAUAUUGAGAUCUGUAACAAGUAUUUCUUGAUGGGGACAUAAGGUACACACAUUCUGUCAUGCUUGGAAGUAAAAAACUGCUAUCUUAAGAUACUAUCAAUUUUACUUGACUGUCUUUGCCUUAUUGAUUUUAAAUGGGUUUAGGCUAGCAUGGGGCCAUUUAGGAAGCACUCUUUUCUUUUUGAGCCAGAAUGGAUUACAAUCUAGUUUUAGUUAUCCCUAAAUGGACAUAUGAAGAGACUGGAGAGGCUUUAGAGAUGAAGACUGAUGCUAAAAGCAUUCUCUUAGGAAAAUGGGUCGAGGAAUUUGGAGUUAAGAAGUUUUUUUUAAUGUUUAUUUAUUUUUGAGAGAGAGAGACACAGAGUGUGAGUGGGGAAUGGGUCAAGGAAUUUGGGGUUUAAAAAUUUUUUUAAUGUUUUUUUUAUUUUUGAGAGAGAGACACACACAGAAUGUGAGUGGGGGAGGGUCAGAGAGCAAGAGAGACACAGAAUCCAAGCAGGUUCCAGGCUCUGAGCUGUCAGCACAGAGCCCGACGCAGGGCUUGAACUCAACUGUGAGAUCAUGACCUGAGCCGAAGUCAGAUGCUUAACUAACUGAGCCACCCAGGAGCCCCAAGGAAUUUGGAGUUUUAACUUAAAGAGUGUAGGGGCGCCUGGGUGGCUCAGUCAUUAAGCAUCUGACUUUGGCUAGGGUCAUGAUCACUUGGUUCAUGAGUUCGUGCCCCACAUCAGGUGAGCUUGAGGCCUGCUUCAGGGGAGCCCUGCUUCUCUCUCUCUCCAUACCCCUCAUGGGAUUCUCUCUCUCGGCUCCUUGAUCACUUGCACUCUCUCUCAAAAACAAACAGACAGACAAAAACAAAAAAAAAACGUCCUUUCUUAGACUUGAGGGCCAUCUUCAAAUUUGUAAAAUAUGUAUAUGGGGAAAAAUAUUUUUAACUUAUUUUGAGGCUAAGGCUCACCAACAAGUAGUUAAACAUAUUAAGAUUGCUUAAUUUUAAUGGUCUUUAAGCUUUAGUGUCUGAGAAUCGCCUGGACUAUUUGAUAAAAAUACAGGAUGCGUCUGGGAACUGUGGAAUCAGACUUUCCUACAAGCAUCCAGUGAUUUUGAUGCAAUGGCAGUAUUCUACACUUUGAGAAAUACCAACUAAGGGAAGAAGGAAGAUAGAACUAAGGAAAUAAUAUUGCUUGUCUAUUAUUUCCUGGGCUUAAUCCCUAACAUUUAAUCCUGAUCACCAUCUAGUAGUGUAAGUGAUAUUAGGUACAUUUUAUAGAUGAACUUGAGUUUGGAUUUGAACAAGGUAUGUGAGAGUGCAUAGCCCUUUGCAACUACAACUUGUUGGACUUUUGUAAAGAGAGAUGUUCUUUUUCAUAUAAGGACUUUUGAGCAUUUUCUAAAAGAUUGCUGGAGGAGGCUGAGGCAUCAUCUUCCCAGGAGAAUUUCAAUUUUCACUGCCUCUCCAGGGCUUUGGAGUGACAUUUCUUGUUUGUGCAAAUGGUUUCUUGUGACCUCGUCCAGCUUCUAUUACUUUUUGAUUUAGUUAUAAAAGGUCCUGAAGAUUUGAUGACAUAGUUUCUUGAUGUAUUCUAAUUCACUUUGUGCCUUUUCUAAUUUGUCUUUCUAUCCUCUGGUGUGGAAGUUUAAAAAAAAUGCCUAAGUGUGGAGUUUGGAAUAUUACCUAAAUCUUUCUCAGAACAAUUAGAUACAGUAUUUUAAUUUCUUCUGAAAAGUGUAUUUUAGGCUAGUACCACACAGUUGUAAAUAUUAGCAUGCCAGCAAAAUAAUAUAGUUUUAUAUAUUUUCCAUUAUAAAUAUAAAGGACAUCAUUGUUUUUAGAAACUAAAAUCUAGACAAAGAAAAUCUAUGCAAAGAAUCUAUAAUUCUAUCAUCUGAAUGUGGUACGCAUUAGCAUUUUGGUAUAUUUUCUUCCUGGUUUUUUUAAAACCACAUAGCUAUAAACACAGAUAAUAUGUAAUUUGUAUCUGUGUUUUUUUAUUUAGCAUACAAAUAUUUUUCUGUGUUAAAUAGUCUUCAUAACUGAAUUAUAAAAGUCUGCCCAACAGUUUAGCUAAUAUCGUUAUUUACAUAAGUCGGCCAUUAUGGUUGGGCAUUUAGGUUUAAAAUAAAAUAUUAAGGGGUGCCUGGGUGGCUCAGUCGGUUGAGCAUCGGACUUUGGCUCAGGUCAUGAUUUCAUGGUUUGUGGGUUUGAGCCCUGUGUCGGGCUCUGUGCUGACAGCUCAGAGCCUGGAGCCUUCUUUGGAUUCUGUGUCUCCCUCUCUCUUUGCCCUUACUCCGCUCACACUCUGUCUCUGUCUCUCUCUCUCUCAAAAAUAAACAUUAAAAUUUUUUUUUAAAUAAAAUAUUAAAAUGGGUUUAUAUGUAAUUUCUUUGGAUUAAAUGUCAUAUAGGUUAAAAUUCAUAUGGAUUUUUAUUUUGGAAUGACAGCAUUAAUUUCGCUUAGUGGAUCUCCUCAUUUUCUAGAACUCGAUUGAUUUGAUGCUAUUUGUGAAAGGAAGAAUCCAUAAUAAGGCCCUUCUAUGCAAAUUAUAUUUUUUAGAAGUUACCUUAUUAAGGGUAACCUUUCAUUAGCAAUACAAAACAGAUCUUUGGUGUUCUGGUAUGAUCAAUUUUACCAUUCUGAGCAAUCACUAUUUUAUUAAAUACCAGUUGACUAACACUUCGGGGUUUCAGGUAUUAAGUUUCAGAUUGAUACAUUGGGGUGCUUAAGAAUAUAUGGUAAACCUUGACAUAUCCAUGUUACAUGCCAGAGGUGAGUCUGUUUCUGGGCCCUGUUAAAGGAAAAAGUUAUUACUGAGAGAGGCACAGGGAAAUUAACACCCGACCCCCCAAAAAGAGUGCUCAGCAUUUCCUUUGGGUUAAUUCAGUUUAUUAACAGUAGCUAGUUGCUCAUGCUAGAAAUUCCGCUUUUUAAAAAAAUUUUUCUUAAUGUUUUUAUUUUUGAGAGAGAGACAGUGCAAGCAGGGGAUGAGCAGAGACAGAGAGGGAGACACAGAAUCAGAAGCAGGCUCCAGGCUCUGAGCUGUCCGCAGAGAGCCUCACACUGGCCUCCAACUAGAAAUUCCACUUUAAAUGUAUUCAUUCCCUUGUGUUAAACAUUAUUCUCUUCAGUUUAGGUCUAGAGUGCAGUUCUCAGUGCCCUUAGAAUGCCUGACUGUUCAAUGUACACUAAACACGAUUUUGAAGGUGUUCUUUUUCUCUUUGAAAGUGAGACCACAGUCCCUGAGUACGAGGAGCACCUAGGAAUUGUGGGAGGCUGGGGUGGUGGUGGCGGUGGAAGAUAAAAGAGUUGCUGCAGGCGGAAGUUUAUGGGAUACAAAAGGUAGAAGGGCAGAAAGUGAACUUUCUAAUCUGUGUCUUGAAAAUGCAAUUACAUUUUAACUGUUUUAAAAAGUGUGAAUUUAAGUAUAAUAUUUUCCUUUAUAAUAUUCUCCAUCAAAUGAGAAGAAGUCAGACUUCUUUGAAGAAGGGCCUUCUGUUAAAGUUUUAAGGACCUUCUGGUGUUCAGCUCCAGAUGCCGAUUCCUAUCGGAGAAUCAGACAUUUCCUGUCUAAUUAUAAAGCUGGAUUGGAACUGUAACACGGCUGGGGGGAAGGGGCGGGAAGCAGUGCAGGGAGUAGUUGUUAAGUGUCCCAGAAGGAAAAGGAGUCACAGUGAAACCAAAUGUCAUAGGCAAAAUCCUUUAAGUGUUGUGCAAUAGUUCAUUCUCUCUUCAACCCACUCUAACCCCCCUGCCCUGCGCCGGUGAAACUAACGCGAUCUUCUAGUUACAGACCCACUGAUUUAUAGAUGUCUCACAUUGUCCCAGGUUGUCCUUUGUCUUUGAAGGCACGCGAUCGCUCUACUACUUUUUGAUUGCCAUAUUUUGAAAAGCUGUGUCGUAGAAAGUAUCUACCUGCUCCCAACCUCUCCCCCGCAUCUAGAAGCCACAAAGAGAAAGCUAAAUAAGAAGAGGUGAAUCAAAUGAGGGGGGCAACGCUAAUGCCCGGUGUGGAUUUAUUGAGAAUUUAAAAAGGUAUCCCUAAGAAAAAUGUUUUGUUUUUAGAUUUGCUUCUGAUUCCUCCGCGGGAUUCCAGUCCAGCUCUUGGAGCCGGCCCUCUCGGGGAAUGUCCGGGACUCGGGUCGGUACCUUUUUGGCUUGGGAAUUUCCAGUAUGCAGAAAAAAAUCCACAAACCUAGUCCUCGUUGCCCCCUCCCCGCCUCCUCAGCCCCUCCUCUGUGCCCACGCAACCUUUCGAACGACAGUCUGUAUUCUGUAUUUUAGAAAAUAGGUCCUUAGCUUCCCCCGCCCCCAUUUAGAGUGAUGAACAGAAAGCGGACGCUAUAAAGGGGGACAGGGAGAGGGGCUGGCCUCUUCUUGCCAUGAGGUCAGACGCUGAGUUUUAGAGAAAAAGGCUGCUUAACUGCUGCUGCUUAUCAUGUAACCUCAAAAGGAAACUGAUCAUCUUUCUCAUGCUCUCACGUACUUGGGUUAUUAUCGCUGAUUACAGCUGGAAACAAUUGAUUUGCCUUUACGUAUUUCUAUGACUUGGCUCUUCAAACACAAAGGUUAACAGGAAGAUCAGGAGGCUGAACUUUGACCUUUUGGCUUUCUUGGCCUGAUGAUGAACGCCUAAGGUUGAGCCCCAUAUGGGGGUUGGAAGGCAGCAGAGAGGACCCUUUCAAGGUGUUCGUG